AUGAAUGAGUCAAAGGUAUUGGUUUUAGAAAACAGCAAAAGAAUCAAAUUUUCAGAUGAAAAUCAAGACGAACAAAACAAAAGCGAUGAAGCUCAAGAAUUCAGCAACAUAAAGGAAGAUGUUCAACCAAAUACGGAUGAACAUUCUCCAGAAACAACUCAAGAGGACGAUGCAACAUCAUUCACAUUUCCAAUAGAAAUCAUUUUAAAAAUCAUAUCGUAUUUAAAUGACAAGGAAGAUCUGUUCAAUAGCUUUUGUCUCUCUAAGGAAAUUUAUAUCUGCAUGUACAAGUCACCAGAUAUAAUGAGAAAUAUUGUUUAUAAAUUAAAUUGUGGUGACGAUGAAAAGUUUCUGAAAUAUCGUGGAAAGUUCAUCAGACGAUUGGUCUUAGCUUGUUUUAAAGAGGAUAGAAAAUUUUUUUUACCAUCCUUAAAUUAUACCCCAAAUGUUGAGGAUUUAACUUUAGAUGAUCUUAGAAAAAGUCGACGCUCCCUUUAUUAUGUUGAAACUGCAACAGAUUGGGAAAGUGGAACUGAUGAUGGAUCUGUUUUAACUUUAAGUGAUGAUGAAUCAGAUAAUCAAGAGUUUAUAGAUCAAGAAUAUAGAAACAUAAGAGUCAAUUCCUAUAUUAACUUGAAUAAACUUCAGAGCUUAACCAUAACUAAUGUAUUUCGAGAAUCUAUUAAAUCCCUCAGAGUUGAAAAUUUAGUAAAAUUGUCUGUGACUUUUGAAUAUGGAUAUAACACUUUUGUCAUUUUUGUUGACUUUUUCUGUGAGCUCAAGCAUUUAAAGGAACUAAUAUUUAACGGAUAUAUUAAAUUUCCAUUCCCAAAUCGAGAUUAUAAGAAAACUGCUUUAUGCAAAUUGAGAAAGAUUCAUAUGUCUUUUUGCUCAAAUUUAAAAAAUAACAAGAAUUUUGGAAGGUUCCUUGAAGCUCAAGCAACAGAAGUUGAAGAAAUGAAUCUUGGUCUUAAUCUUAAUGAAGACAUUUUUGAUACAAUUUUCAUGAAAUUCGCAAAACUGAGAAGAUUAACAUUAAGUUUCAGUGAGAGUUACAAUUUUUUGUCCAGUGACCAUCCUGAAUGGGAGCUUCCUACUUUGAAAUACUAUAAACAGAGCUAUGGAACAACUAUUAACUUGCUUAAUUUAGCAAAUAAAUUUCCAAAUCUCAAAACCUUUGUUGGAAGUUCCAAUUUAUCUGUUAAUCUAGAAAAUUUUGGACAUAAGUUCUUAGACUUGAAUGUGGAAGGGAUUGCAAAGCUUAUUAAUGGACAAUUCCUGACCAUCCUUUUGAGUUCAAUUGAUGUUAAAUUGCUUGAUCUGAAUGAACUUAAAAGUGCUUCAUUCCCAAACUUAAUUUGUCUUAAAGCUGAUACAAUAAUCGGAUUUAAUAAAGAUGAUUGGAAAGAUUUUACAAUUGGUCUCAAGAGUUUAGAGCAUGUAAGCUUUAAAAAUUUAGAUAAUCGUAGUAUUGAAGAUAUGCCACUUCCAUCAUUCAUAUCUAUAAUUUUUAUGCAUUUAAAAGACAUUAAAACUCUAAAGACGGUUAGGUUAAGCUUUAAUAAUGAAACAAUAACGAUUGAUUUGGCACAGAAAUCUGUCAAAUAUAGUUGGUCGUUGGAUUACGAUUGCUCUUAUUUAAAAGAUGUUUUAAAUAUUUUUACGGAUUUCGAACUUUUGGAAUGUAAAAAUUAA
This is a messenger RNA of Chironomus riparius, 1695 nucleotides long. The record is from the annotation of a GenBank genome assembly. Lineage: Eukaryota; Metazoa; Arthropoda; Insecta; Diptera; Chironomidae.